AUGUUUCCGUCAUCGGUUGGGUGUGACAAUAUGGGCACCCUACCCAAAUGUGAUGUGUGUCAGUUUCAUCACACAGGACGAUGCAGAGCUGGAAAAUGUGAAACGUGCGGAAAAGUUGGCCAUGCCAAAGAAACAUGCUGGUAUGGUGCCGGUCGUGGGAAUAAUGGUCAGAGAGGAAAUGGUAAUGGCAACGAAAACCGUGGUGGCAACAGUUAUGGCAACAGAAACCAAGGUGGAAACAAUAAUCAAGGAGGUGAUGGUAAUCGUGGUGGUUCUGGAAGCCAAACUGGUAAUGGAAACCGCAACCAAAACAACAACCAGGGUGGUACUGGAAAUAAGCAAGGAUGCUUUAGUUGUGGAGAUGUUGGGCAUUUCAAGCGAGAUUGCCCAAAGAACAAUCAAGCCCAAGGAAGAGACUUCAACAUAGGAGCUAGGGAAGCUUGCCAGGAUCCGAACGUAGUCACGGGUACGUUCCCUAUCAACGAACACUUUGCAUCUGUGCUGUUUGAUACCGGUGCCGAUUAUAGCUUCGUGUCCCUAGAAUUUAAGGAUAUACUUGGGUUAGUUGCCAGUAAGUUAGAUAUUCCAUACUCGAUAGAACUAGCUAAUGGAAAGCAAGUAGAGGCAAACAAGUGA
Molecule: messenger RNA, 636 nt
Organism: Helianthus annuus (common sunflower)
Lineage: Eukaryota; Viridiplantae; Streptophyta; Magnoliopsida; Asterales; Asteraceae
Product: N66 matrix protein-like
Exons: 1
Coding region: 1-636 (211 amino acids)
Biological process (GO): proteolysis
Molecular function (GO): nucleic acid binding; zinc ion binding; aspartic-type endopeptidase activity
Source: RefSeq, a predicted model, not a curated record